UGAACCUGCUGGUGAAGGUGGUGCAGCUUCCCAAACCAUGUCCAGGACAGAGCCUCUGGGAGAUGCUGAGGUUUCUCUGACAGGGAAUUACCCAGCUACAGGUCACAAGAAACCCCAUGAGCCAGCCAUAGUCAAGAUGCAAGUACUGAAGGAAAUGCAGCAGGAAGGACAAGCGAUGGACCAAAAAGCUGUACUGAAGGUGGCAUUUCCCGGGGUAAGUGGCGGCUCAUUGGAAGGCCCUGCAGGAAGGAAGGCGAUGCCAGACACGGGCACAGGCACAGCAGAUGAAGUGUCUGGGAAGGCUUCUCCAUUAACUUGGCUGCAUAAAGUUUUGGUCCUAUCUGAGCCACUGUCAGGUGUGUCUGCAGGGAGGACUUCUCCAGCUCCUUUGCUGAUUCGUACACAGAAGCCCAGCUCCCAUCUCAGGGAUCCUACGAGGGGAAAGAACAAAGGCAAAGGACACCAGAAACCCCAUGAGCCAUCCAAAAACAUGAGGCAAAUGCUGAAAGAAUUGCUGCAGGCAGGACAAGUGGAUGGAGAGGCUGGGCAGAAGGUGGCGUUUCCCGAAGGAAGCAGUGACUCCAUGCCAGCCUCUGCUGCAGGAAGGGAGGUGAUGCCAGGCACAGGCAGAGGAGACUGGGAUCGUGACAUGGAUUCCAUGCUUGUCUUUCUGGAUGAGAGUUUGAAGACCUCGGCAGAUAGUAGAGCUAACCCGGUUGGUGAAACUGAUCUGGCUUCCCAACCCACAUUCAGGAAUGAGCCUCUGUGAGGUGGUGAGGGUAGGUCAAGGCCUUUCCCCUGGGAGAGCUGCCAGCUCAGAGGCCAA
Passer domesticus (house sparrow) is the source of this 826-nucleotide messenger RNA. RefSeq lists its product as uncharacterized. The record is from RefSeq and is a predicted model, not a curated record. Lineage: Eukaryota; Metazoa; Chordata; Aves; Passeriformes; Passeridae. The coding region runs from base 38 to 769 and encodes 243 amino acids. The transcript has 9 exons.